AUGGUCUUAACUAACGCCGUCUACUUCAAAGGCUUUUGGAAAUACCCGUUCAAGCCUCAAAGGACCCACAAGGACAAGUUUUUCGUAACCCCGGAAGAGUCUGUCCAAGUGGAUAUGAUGUCGCAAACGAGAAGUGGACUCGAAGGAGUUUCGCGCCCAGGUGCUGGAGAUGCCCUACAGGGGCGACAGCGCGUCCAUGGUGGUGCUCCUCCCGCGAUGUGGAAGGGAUCCAAGACGGUUGACUGGCUGGUCCAACGCCUGAAGCCCAAGGUACUCGUGUCCGAGUUGAAGGCGAUGCCCUCCGUCUCGCUGAGAGUCAAGUUUCCCAAGUUCAGCGUGGAGAGUACUCUCGGGGAUGAACUCAUUUCGGCCCUUAUAGAGGUGGACGAAGAAGGCGCAGAGGCGGCAGCGGCGACGGCGUUCGUUCUGAAUAGGUCUCGUUCAAUGCCUCCAAAGACGACGUUCACGUGCAACCGGCCCUUCGUUUUCUUCAUUCAAGAUAACGAGGCGAACAACAUCCUGUUCAUGGGGGUUUAUAGGGGUCCUUGA
Messenger RNA from Penaeus vannamei (Pacific white shrimp), 549 nucleotides. Lineage: Eukaryota; Metazoa; Arthropoda; Malacostraca; Decapoda; Penaeidae. The record is from RefSeq and is a predicted model, not a curated record.